AUGCUAGAUGAUGAUGAGGAUUAAGUAAUAAUAGUUGAAGACGAUUCUCCAAGGGAAUAGAAUAAUAAGUAAAAAUCUAAGAAACAAUAAGAGAAAUAAUAAAGUAAUAUGGAUAGGAUUUUAAAUGCGAAUAAUCCCUUAAUACAACAAAUUACAAUAUGUGAAUAGGCAGUUUAAUAGAGAGUUCAUAUUGAUUAGUUUAUAACUAGAUUUUCUAAGGACCAGAAUAGUGCAUUGUAAUAUUUGAUUGAAAAUUAAGUUAUUGAGAACACGAAUGAAGACAAAGCCAAGGUGCUUAUGAAUACAAAGGGAUUGAACAAGGAUGCAAUAAACAAAUAUUUUUGUAAGCCAGAUCAAAAGAACUAAGAGAUUUUUGAGGCUUAUUGUCAUCUUAUGAAUUUAAAAGGGAAAAGUUAUUUAGAUUCAAUGAGAUUAUUAUUGAGUAGAUUUCGAUUAGCAGGAGAAGCAUAAAUGGUGGAUAGAGUUGUCAAAAUAUUUGCAAGAGUAUAUCAUUAAUAAAAUCCCAACGAAUUUAAGUCAGAUGAAACACCCUAUGUAUUGGCUUAUUCAUUCAUAAUGUUAUCUACUGAUGCUGCUUCUACUAAAAUCUUAGAGAAGAAUAAGAUGACAAAGGAACAAUUCUUAAAAAACAAUAUUCCAGUAUUUCCAGAUAUACCACCUAAAUACUUUGAGGAGGUUUAUGACUCAAUAACGAGAGAACCCUUUCAAACUACGCUGGAUUAUUUAGAAUAGAUGUACAAUCGUAUGAUUCUCUGUAACGAGAAACUACAAGGAGAGCAAAUAACGAAAUGGCUGUAAGUAGCCUUUGAUCUAAUGAAAGGAUGUAAUUUGGUCAAAUAUGGCAGAUACAAUGGGGGAUAGCCAAGGAAAUUCUUCUUAAGCAGCGAUGAAAAACGUAUAUGUUGGAGAUCGAUAGAUAAUGAUAAUGAACCAGCAAGAUACAUUAAUAUGUGUGAUGUACAUGACAUAGCUUUGGGACACAAUACAACUGAAAUCAUGAUUAAGAAUAAAAUUCCCCCAGAAUUUGACAUAUCAGUGGAUAUCAAAGUGAAUGAUUUGGAAAUUAAAUCAAAAUGGAUCAAUUACUUAAGAGCAGUCAUUAUAAAUCGUAGAGAGGUGGAAGCCAAGAGAGCAGAAGAGAAAUAAAGAAGAUAGGAGAAUGAGGAGAAGAGAUCAGAAAUAUGGAGAAAUGACAUCUUACCAUUCUGGCGUUCGCAUUGGGAUUAUGAACCCAAUAAACCUUUGAGUUAUAAGUAGUACAUUAGUGUCAAAAAAGAAGAAGCUGUUUAGAAAGCUUAGAAUCAGGCUAAUUCUUCCAGUGUAUUAGAAAGCUUAUGUCGUUGUCUGAAGAAGACUAUCUCAUUAAAUCCUAUAUAGAAUAGACAACAAAUACAAAACUAACAUUACAGCAAUCAAUCUGAAGUCAAUAAUGGAAGCAAUAUCUAAUAGGAGAUGAUUGUGCAAGGAAAGAAAAAUAAGUCAAUGUUACUCAUGAUCUUAUGGAAACUUGGAUUACCUGAUUUUACAAGGAGAACUCUAUGGCCCAUCAUUAUAGGUAAUAACCUUAAAAUCAGAGAAGAACUCUAUGCUUACUAUGUUAAAGACUCUAAAAUCAUUUAAGAAUCCAUUAGAGGGGAUAUCGAAAGGGCAAAGCAACAAUAUCCUUUCAUUACUGAUGUCAAAGCCAAGGAGUUGUCAAAUAUCUUGCAUGCCUUCAGUAAUUAUAGACCAGAUUUCGGAUACAUACCAGAUUUAAUAGAUAUUGCAGUAGUUCUUAUCAAGCAUUUGCAAGAAUAUGAUUGUUUCUAGGCCUUGGUCAAUCUACUCCAUUAAUAUCAUUUCCUGAGUGUUUUUUAAAAUGAUAUAAGAUAAAUCGAAUGGAGACUGCGAUUCUUUGAGGAGAACCUAUAAAGAAUUCUACCUUUUGUACAUAACCAUCUCAAGGCCAUUAAAUUAGAAACAAAGCUCUAUUUAAUGAAAUGGUUUUUGAAAAUAUUCUUACAUCAAUUCAAAUUUCCCAUGCUUUCAAGAUUAUGGGAUAAUUUUCUGUUGGAAGGAGAGAUCUACUUAUUCAAAGUUGGAAUUUGUUAUUUGAAAUAUUUCUAGAUAGAGUUGAAAAUGAGUAAUUUGGAUGAAGUUGUGCGAAUUCUGACAAAUUGGUAGCCAGAAGUGAACGAGGAUUACUUUUUCAUAUAAAUUGAUGAAAUUCCGAUUAAGGAUGAUGAUUAUACUAAGUUUUUGGAAUAAUAAAAUGCAGCAGUACUAAAUACAUAAAUUCAUUAAACUUUAAUUGAUUCUUGA
Molecule: messenger RNA, 2322 nt
Organism: Paramecium tetraurelia
Lineage: Eukaryota; Ciliophora; Oligohymenophorea; Peniculida; Parameciidae
Exons: 6
Biological process (GO): regulation of ARF protein signal transduction
Molecular function (GO): guanyl-nucleotide exchange factor activity
Source: RefSeq, a predicted model, not a curated record